AUGUCGCUGAUCUCUCAUGAUCAACCUCAAGACGCCGUCUCCAAAAACGACGUCGUCGAGGACAAAGACACAAACAUGGAGCGCCACAAGAAGGCCGUCACUUCCAUCGCCUCGGCCGUCCGCGGCUUCUUCGAGCGCAAAGAGCCUUACCGCAUCUUUCACGGCAGCACGAACAGCACACGGCCCCAAAACACAGGCAAGCCCGUUGUCGAUAUCAGCGCCCUUCGCAAUGUCCUCCAGGUCGACAAGGCGACUCGCACAGCUCUUGUGGAGCCUAAUGUGCCCAUGGAUAAGCUUGUUGAGAGUACGCUGAAGCACGGUCUUGUGCCACCUGUUGUUAUGGAGUUUCCUGGUAUUACGGCUGGAGGAGGUUUUGCGGGUACAGCGGGCGAAAGUUCCUCGUUCAAGCAUGGAUUCUUUAACGAUACGGUCAAUUGGGCGGAGAUGAUCCUUGGAAACGGAGAGGUUGUCAAGGCGUCGCGGGAGGAGAAUGCUGAUCUGUUCCGUGGUGCUGCUGGAGCUGUUGGAUCUUUGGGCAUGACGACGCUUCUCGAGCUUCAGCUGCAGGAAGCUAAGAAGUUCGUCAAGACGACCUACCACCGAACCAGCAGCGUCGCCGAAGCUGUUGCCCGUAUUCGCGCCGAAACCGAGAAUCCUUCCAACGACUACGUCGACGGUAUCCUUUUCUCCAAGGAUCAUGGUGUCGUCGUUACUGGUACCCUGACUGAUGAUAAACCUGCCGAUAUCAAGCCCCAGACCUUUAGUGGUGCUUGGGAUCCUUGGUACUACCUCCACGUCCAAGAUCGCACUCGUAAUGUCCCUUCUGCUGGUCCCACUGUCACCGCCGAAUCUGCCUCGUCUUCUCCUGUCGAUUACAUCCCUCUCGCUGAGUACUUCUUCCGUUAUGACCGGGGUGGUUUCUGGGUUGGAGCAGCUGCAUUCACCUAUUUCAAGGGCGUUCCGUUCACCAAGUUCUUCCGCUGGUUCCUCGACGAUUUUCUGCACACACGCAUGUUGUACCGCGCUCUCCAUGGCAGCGGUGAAUCUGCACGUUUCAUUGUCCAGGAUCUUGGUCUUCCUUACAAGACUGCCGAGACCUUCGUUGACUACACUGCUGAGAACCUCAACAUCUGGCCCCUCUGGCUUUGCCCCUUGAAGCAGACUGCUCCCCCAACCUUCCACCCUCACACCGGCGAGACAAUCACUGCUGCUGACGGUACUGUGACCACCCCUCCAUCCCUGAACAUUGGUCUUUGGGGUUGGGGUCCCGCCGACCCAGAGGAAUUCGUUGCUAAGAACCGUGCUCUCGAGGACAAGCUCGUUGAGCUCGGUGGUCUCAAGUGGCUCUACGCGCACACCUACUACAAUGAAGAGGAGUUCUGGAAGCUGUACGGACGAGAAUGGUAUGAUGAUCUACGAAAGAAGUACCACGCCGAGACACUGCCCACUGUUCACGACAAGGUCAAGGUCGACGUUGAGGCGCGAAAGGAAGAACGCCAGAAGUGGAAGCGCUCUCUCAAGAGCAAGCCCCCACUGGGUGGCCUUUACGGCAUCUGGAAGGGCAUCCAGAGCAAGGACUACAUGCUCCACCGACAUGCCGAGUGGAAGUACAAGGAGGAAAAAUAG
Molecule: messenger RNA, 1626 nt
Organism: Fusarium coffeatum
Lineage: Eukaryota; Fungi; Ascomycota; Sordariomycetes; Hypocreales; Nectriaceae
Exons: 1
Coding region: 1-1626 (541 amino acids)
Biological process (GO): steroid metabolic process
Cellular component (GO): membrane; cytoplasm
Molecular function (GO): FAD binding; Delta24(24-1) sterol reductase activity
Source: RefSeq, a predicted model, not a curated record